AUGCGGCCUUCAUGUCUCCAAAGAUUUAACGUAAUUCAAGCUGUAGCUACUGUCAAGCUAAAAGAUGUGAAGAAAUUCACGAGUUUAACACGUAAAAGCAGUGGAAAAACUGAUGGAUCACCAUCUCAACUUCAAGAUGAAAGCAGUGGAAAAACUAAUGGAUCACCAUCUCAACCUGAAGGUCGAAACAGUGGAAAAACUGAUGGAUCACCAGGUCAACCUGAACAUGAAAGCAGUGGAAAAACGGAGAGAUCACCAACUCAACCUGAAGGUAGAAGUAGUGAAAAAACUGAUGUAUCACACUCUCAACCUGAAAGUGGAAGCAGUGAAAAAUUUGAUGGAUCAUCAUCUCAACCUCAAGGUGGAAGCAGUGGAAAAACAGAUGGAUCACUAUCUCAACCUCAAGGUGGAAGCAGUGGAAAAUCGGAUGUAUCACAAUCUCAACCUAAGGGUGGAAGUAGUGGAAAAACUCAUGGAUCACCCUCUCAACCUAAAGGUGGAAGCAGUGGAAAAACUGAUGAAUCACCAUCUCAACCUGAAGGUGGAAGCAGUGAAAAAUCGGAUGUACCACCAUCUAAACCUGAAGGUGGAAGUAGUGGAAAAGCUGUUGGAUCACCAUCUCAACCUGAGGGUGGAAGUAGUGGAAAAACUGAUGGAUCACCAUCUCAACCAGAACGUGGAAGUAGUGAUAAACCGGAUGAAUCACCAUUUCAACCUGAAAUUGGAAGCAGUGAAAAAUGGGAUAUAUCACCAUCUCAACCUGAAGGUGGAAGUAGUGGAAAAAGUGAUGGAUCACCAUCUCAACCAGAACGUGGAAGUACUGGAAAAGCGGAUGAAUCACCAUUUCAACUUGAAAUUGGAAGCAGUGAAAAAUGGGAUGUAUCACCAUCUCAACCUGAGGGUGGAAGUAGUGAAAAAACCGAUGGAUCACAAUCUCAACCAGAACGUGGAAGUAGUGGAAAAGCGGAUGAAUCACCAUUUCAACCUGAAAUUGGAAGCAAAGGCCAGAAGAGUCUACCCCUGGGGGAUUACCUAGGUGAAUUUACGGACGAGUUAGAAGACGGCGAUCACAUCGUCGAGUUCGCGUCCGCUGGUCCAAAGAAUUACGGGUAUCGAACGGCUCGCGGUAAAGUGGAAUGUAAGGUUCGCGGUUUUUCCCUAAACACUCGAGGCCGAGAACAACUAAACUUUGAAUUCCUCAAAGAAAACGCCAUCCGCGAAGUUUCUGACCCACUAUCAGAUCCACGAGAGAUCCCUGUCUUUAACCCACACAAGAUCACACGGGAUGUCAACACCAAACAAUUAGAAACACUUACCGAAAUCAAGCGCUACAAGUUGGUCUUUGACAAACGGGUUGUGGACACGAAGAAUUACUUUUCGUACCCUUACGGAUACCUACGCUACGAUGAGGAAGCGGAGGAAAUGUUACAAGGGCUAAAUGUGGCCUGGGACGAGCAGGACGACAUGAACGUCGAACUCUUGUGCGAACUCUUGUGCGAAUAA
Molecule: messenger RNA, 1503 nt
Organism: Orbicella faveolata
Lineage: Eukaryota; Metazoa; Cnidaria; Anthozoa; Scleractinia; Merulinidae
Product: thioredoxin domain-containing protein 2-like
Source: RefSeq, a predicted model, not a curated record